AUGCAGGAUUCCCAGCGGAAGUCUUCAAGCAUGCUCGUGCAUUCGCCAUUCGGGACCUCUGUGCCAGGCAGUCUUAUCACGGCCUUUGCUGCAGCUGCUGUUGGGGUCAUCAUUAUCUUUCUGGCGAAAGGCUGUCACCGUAUCAAACAGCUUCGUGGGCUUGAACAAAUCCAUGGCUGUAAGAAGCCGCCUAACGAAAGCGACCGCUUUCGAUACGAUUUCUUUGGCAUCGUCAAGGCAAUAGAAUUGGCGUUCCACUUCCGAAAUCGAACUUCUCUGCCAUAUACAAAUGCGCUUUUCGAAAAGUAUGGGGAGACUUAUGCUUCCAAUGUUCUUGGAUACCGGCUUCUCUUUACCUGCAACGCAGGAAAUAUCAAACAUCUGUUGUCCACGGCAUUUGUCGACUUCGAUAGUUCUCCACCGCGACGGCCCUUGUUUGAGCCCAUUACCCCACAUGGCAUCUUUACCCUCGACGGUGCAGACUGGAAAAUAAGCCGGGAGCAGUUGCGGAGUCAACUCUCUAACCUUCGGAAGGCUAUCGAUCUCAACUUGUGUGAACAACACUUCCUGGCCUUUUGUCAACAUGUCCCACCCAAUGGACAGGUUUUCGACAUUCAAUCCCGCGUGUUUGCUCUCUCUUUGGAUAUUCAGACCUUAUUUUCGCUAGGGGAGUCUGUUGAUGCACUCAGCUUCACUCAAUCGCAGGAAAAGGUGCAAUUUGUAGAGCACCUGCUUCUUGUCAAAGAAAGGAUCGUGCAAGACGGUUUCCGGGGACCGCUCCGUCAUUUGUCAUCCAAGCGAGGAUUUCUCCAGUCCUGCAAGAGGGCUCGAGAAUAUGUGAUGGUUCGAGUAAUCCGGAAGAUUCAGAGACAGAACCGUGUGGAUGGGGAACCUGGGGAGCGGCAUCAUUAUAAAACAGAUAUCAGCGUGAAUGUUGAUCAAGUGUCACGGCUUACCGAUCAAUGCUUGAGCAUACUACUCGCAAACGAUAGCAUGAGCACCACUCUCUCGGGCCUUUUCUUCUGUCUUUCCCAGAACGAGCGGGUGGUCCGUAAGCUGCGAGCAAGUAUCCUUGAGACCAUCGGAUCGACACCCCCGACGUGGGGACAGCUUGGAAGACUUCACUAUGUCCGCUGGGUGCUCCAGGAAGCUAUGAGGCUCUUCCCCCCAGUUGUAUUAAAUGCAAGAGUGGCGAACAAGAAUUCAACACUGCCAAAUGGUGGUGAGUCUGGCGGCAACUCGCCGAUUCUUGUCAUGAAAGGAGAUAUAGUGGUCUUUUCCACCUGGGCAAGACACCGCUUAGGGGAGGACUUUGGGAAGGAUCCAGAGGCUUUCUACCCAGAACGGUGGGAACAGCUAAGCGGAGACAUGUCCGGAUUUAUUCCGUUCAAUAAGGGUCCUAGGACCUGUCCUGGCCAGCAUUAUGCUAUGAUUGUGCUGACAUACAUUGUGGCUCGCAUGUUCCAAACCUUCUCGACUGUUUCCAAUUACAAUACUAGACCAUGGAAGGAACGGAUUAGCAUGACAUUCGAGAAUGAAAACGGGGUUCUGGUCGGGUUGAGUUAG
This is a messenger RNA of Aspergillus sclerotioniger CBS 115572, 1566 nucleotides long. RefSeq names its product cytochrome P450 monooxygenase afumB. Bases 1 to 1566 code for a protein of 521 amino acids. NCBI's taxonomy places the organism in Eukaryota, Fungi, Ascomycota, Eurotiomycetes, Eurotiales, Aspergillaceae. The record is from RefSeq and is a predicted model, not a curated record. Gene Ontology annotation, molecular function: heme binding; oxidoreductase activity, acting on paired donors, with incorporation or reduction of molecular oxygen; iron ion binding. The transcript is spliced from 3 exons.